Molecule: messenger RNA, 1389 nt
Organism: Cercospora beticola
Lineage: Eukaryota; Fungi; Ascomycota; Dothideomycetes; Mycosphaerellales; Mycosphaerellaceae
Product: glycoside hydrolase family 76 protein
Biological process (GO): fungal-type cell wall biogenesis; carbohydrate catabolic process
Molecular function (GO): mannan endo-1,6-alpha-mannosidase activity
Source: RefSeq, a predicted model, not a curated record
AUGCGUCGCGCUCUGCAAGCCGUGGCGGCAGCGCUGGCCGUCUCGCGACUGGCGUAUGCUAUCCAAGUCACUGUUGGCGACUCGGACAGCAUCAAGAGCGCCACAAAGACAAUCGCUGCGGAAAUGGUUGGCUAUUAUCACGGCGCCGAACCUGGUCUAAUUCCUGGAGAGUUGGGGGAUCCUUACUACUGGUGGGAGACAGGUGGAAUGUUCAAUGCUCUGAUCGAUUACUGGUAUUACACGGGCGACACUCAGUUCAACGCCAUCACGAAACAAGGCCUCCUCUUUCAAGUGGGCCCGGAUGACAACUACAUGCCACCAAACCAAACGAAAGCCGAGGGAAAUGACGAUCAAUACUUUUGGGGCUGCGCGGUGAUGACUGCAGCCGAAGUGAAUUUCGAGAACCCACCCGAUGGCGAAACGGGCUGGCUAGGAUUGGCACAAGGCGUUUUCAAUUCUCAGGCAGCUCGAUGGGACUCUGCAGACUGUGCUGGAGGUCUGAGAUGGCAGAUCUUCACGUGGAACAACGGAUACGAUUACAAGAAUACUGCUUCCAACGGAGGCCUAUUCAAUCUUGCGGCACGACUUGGGGCAUACACCGGCAACAACACCUACUUCGAAUGGGCAGAAAAGGCUUGGGAUUGGAUGGACGCGGUUGGCUUAAUUGGAGAGAACUUCGACGUUUAUGAUGGCACGAGUAUUGACGACAACUGCACGGGUUUGGAUCACACACUCUGGACAUACACCGCCGGCAUGAUGCUUUACGGGGCGUCUGUGAUGUGGAACAGCACCGAGGCGGAUGCAUCUGCGUCAUCAGUCAGCGCCGACGAAUGGAAGACCCGAACGCAGAAUCUUUGGAAUGCUACCGCGCGCAACUAUUUCACUGGCACGAACAACAUGAUCAUGCAAGAGGUCUGCGAGCCCACUAAGAAUUGCAACACCGAUCAGCAAUCGUUCAAGGCGUACUUGUCACGCUUCAUGGCCAUCAGUACCAAAUAUGCUCCUUUCCUGUAUGACCAGAUACGGCCAUAUAUCGAGGCCAGUGCAGUAGCAGCAGGGCAGCAGUGUUCCGGUGGCACGAGCGGAAACUCUUGUGGUCUACAAUGGACACAGAACACGACAUACGAUGGACUCACUGGUGUCGGAGAACAAAUGGCUGCGCUCGAGAUCAUUGGAGCUCUCAUGAUCAACGAAGUUGCGGCGCCAGUGAGCGCGAAGACAGGAGGCACAAGUCAGGGGGAUCCCAACGCGGGAACAGGUGGCGACAAGGAUCCAGCAGACCCGGUGACUCCCAUUACUACAGGCGACAGAGCUGGCGCGGGAAUCCUGACGUUCCUCGCGUUGGCAGGAACUCUCGGAGGGUCGUAUUUUCUUUUAUCAGGGGCAUGA